UCCUUUCCUGCUCCCCUGUUCUCUGUGGCAUCCAUCGCUUCCUACAGUGACUUUGUGCCUGGCUGCGAGCUGUCUGGGGACAAGGAUGAGUGAAAGGGCCGUGCAGAACUGGAACGCAGGCCACUGGCUGCUGGCGCUGUGCCUGACGUGGCUGUGGACCCUCCUGGCUUCUGCUUCCUCUCAGCCUCCAACUGCCACAGUCCUUGUAAAGCAGGGCACCUGUGAGGUGAUCGCUGCUCACCGCUGCUGCAACAGGAACCGCAUCGAGGAGCGCUCCCAGACCGUAAAAUGCUCCUGCUUUUCCGGCCAGGUGGCUGGCACUACGCGGGCACAGCCCUCCUGUGUGGAUGGUGCCCUCUUGACUGCCGGCUGUGCUCGCAGAGAGCUUAGAGCUGCACUCUGCCUCCUGCCCCAACAGCCUCCAUCGUCCUGCAGAGGUGGUGGUGUCAGAUGGAGCCCUGCCUGCCAGGGGAGGAGUGUAAGGUGCUCCCGGACCUGUCGGGAUGGAGCUGCAGCAGUGGACACAAAGUCAAAACCACUAAGGUCACACGAUAGCUCUUAGGGAUCACAGCCUGGACAGGAGAAGCUUGCUUGAGCCUUGGACUGAAGAAUGGCAUCCAGUCAUCACCCAGCAAAUUUAGAGAUUCACUCACCUGGACUCACUCUCCAUGUCAAAUUCAGCAUUACCUCUCUUGAUUUUAAUCAAGUCGCUAAGCAGAUAUGGAUGGAUCUCCAACCGCAUAUCUAGAAGACUGUGCUCUGCUAGAGACAAAGAAGGUCAAGACACAAUUCCUGCCCUUAAGGAAUAUCCAGUUGAGUUGGGGAAUUGAAGACAGAUAAUUUAGGUCAUUGAAAGUCUAUGGCACCAUGACUUCUGAACCACCUGCUGUGGGCAUGGUAGGAGUUUGGGGAUGAAAUUUUUGAAACUCUUUGGGUACUCUCUGGUCAUAAGGCACAAAGAUGAGAAUUCACACUCAUCAGCACCUUUCCAUCCAUCCUGAUUCCCUGGUAAACUGCUAACAAGUUGAAGGAAAGCAUUCUCCCUUAUGCCAGGUCAGUGGUCUCUCAUUUGGAUGGGAUUGGGGAAGGAAAGCAACGAUCGUGACAACUUUCCAGCAAAGCAUCUGUGGAGUCAUGGCAUAUUUGAGCUGUUUGUUGGGUAUGGAAUGCGCAGAUCCUUAGAAUCAGCCUCAUCCAAGCACCUCAGGUUUCUGUUCAUUUCCUUAUUGUAACAGAUAAGAAAGCUGGAUGUGGUGGCGCACACCUAUAAUCCCAGCAACUCUGGGGCUGAGGCAGGAGGAUCACAAGUUUGAGGACAGCCUGGGAAAUUUAGCAAGACCCUGUCUCAAAAUAAAAAGAGCUGUGGGUGUAACUCAAUGGUAGAGUACUUGCCUAGCAUAUGUGAGGUCUGGGUUUGAUUCCCCAGCAUUAGAGAGAGAGAGAGAGAGAGAGAGAGAGAGAGAGAGAGAGAGAGAGAGAGAGGAAGAAACUGAGCCCCAGAGUUCUGAGAUUGAGAUGAUUAUCCCAUGAGCUCACAGCCUGGUCUCUCAAAUCUCUAAGACUGCAGCCUUUCACUAGUGUGGACAUUGGGAUUCCAACCUGGACCUUCCUUGUUACUUUGAUCUCAGCGCCUGACCCUGUAAAGCAUUGGCUGGACAGUAGCAACAUUUUUCUUGGAACAUGCUAGACACUUUGACCAAGUUUACUGUUCUCCUAUCUGCAAUAACCCAGAAUCUUCACACUCCGGGAUGUAGAGUUACUUUGUCUCCACUCUGCCCUAAGUCCCCCAAAUUCCAAAUAGGUUCCAUGAUAACACAGAGGUCACUCAGCCCACUUGCAGUGGGGGCGCUUGGUUGGCAUCCCCAUUGCCUGCUCUGACCUGUCUCUUUUGUGGUCUUUAGCCUCUGACACUCUCAGAGGUUCCAGUUCUAGGAGAAAGUCUGGGAGGAGUGUAGGGCUGGCCAAAGUCCUGUCCCUUCAAAGUUACCUGCUGAGGUGGUAGGCUGGAGCCUUUGUCUAGGGCUGAGGGUCAGCUGGCACCAUAUGAUAGCUUGGAUGCAGCCUCUGUGACGGUGGGGAUCACCAGGGCUUUAGUGGGUAGGGUGUCUUCAGAAACCAACUGGGAUGAUGCCACUUUCUGAUCCUCAAGAAGGCAAAUAAGAUGAUUUGGGACUAGUCUCAGUUCCUCCCUCUCUGCCUACCUCUUUAUACAGUAGAACCAAGACUGAUGUGUCCCUCACCCCACCCUAGUGUAUUUUUUCUUUUUCUUUCUUUUUUGUUAAUGGGGUGAACAAUAGUGCCAGCUUCUCGCUGGACUGUAAAUAUCAGUGCUCUGACAACUAUAAUCUCUGCAUACAGGGGGCUCUCAGGUGGGGUUAUCAGGGAGCUGAUCAAAGCCGUCCUUACCUCCUUCAAGGCUGAGAAAGGACCUGGAGGAGGGAGUAAGAGGAUGACAUACUAUUCCUGGAAAGAGCUAGACAGUAAAUAUUUUAGGCUUUGCAGACCACAGAAGUCUCUGUUGCACAUUCUUUGUUUUCGUUGUUUGAUUUAAAAAAAAAAAAGAAAAAAACUUUCAAAAUUGCAAAAAACAUUAGCUCAAAUACAAAAAACAACUCUUGGCCUUUUUUAGAAGGUUACUAAUCCCAGUGAACCUCUGAAGUCAGGCCAUGUCUGCAGCUUGGGAUGGCUUCUCAGCCUCCUGGCCUGCCCUGGGUGCAAUGGAAACCUGAACUUGAGGGCAGGGGUGGGUUUUGUUUUUCUCUGAAUGCUCCUUUAGGGGUAUAUAAGUUAAUUAUUUAGACUAUAAGUGAGACAACUUUAGCAGAGUCAGGCAAUAAAAGCCUGCUCUUCUGGAGGCCAGGGUGUGGAUUCCUCCAUUCCCUCCCCACCCUCAAGACUGUGUCUAGGAGGGAGGACAGAGCUCCAGGCCCCUGCUCAUCAUAAGCCAACCAGUGCCAGCCUCUGCACCAGCCAACCUCAUUCUCCUACCUUCCCUGGCCUCCCUCACCCCUGCUCAGAGGAGACUGCUUUCCUUUGACACAUGCUGGGAUCUGGUAGUUUAUUUUAUUAGCUCCUCAAGGCCCCAUUUCCUCCAAACCUAUUCAUAUAUUUAUCUGAAGGGCUUUGAAGGGUAUCCUUUGCAUGGCCAGAAAAGCCCCACAUGAAGGAUCUGAUGGAGAAGGUGUCCCACUUUCCAAUAGUAGCUCCCUGGGAUCUUGUUUCCAGCUAAGUCAAUAUUUGUGUGCAUUUUGUAGCUGUACAAUGACAGCCUAGAAUGUAAAUUGGUUUCCCUGGAUUGUCUUCCUCCUCUCCCCUUAGUGUGCUGGGCUCUCACAUCCUCUGAGUUCACACGCACCCUCUGCCCCUCAUCUGUGAAGGCCUUAGGAAGGUUGCUAGUUACAGAUCACAGAGCAGAUUUCUGUGGCCUCCUGGCAGUUUCCUUAAGGUCUGUGAGUGACAUCUUAAUUAAUGGCCCCAGACAGUUGCACAGAGUUGAUGCUGUAGCUUCCUAAAAUCACAAACUCAUAGCUGGAAGGGAUUUCAGGGGCCAGUUAGUUAACUCGCUCAUUUAUUAGAUAAGGAAAGGGUGGCUUGGAGAGCUUAGGUAAUUUUCCCAAAGAUACACAGCAGACUGCUGGCUUGUUCUGCCCAGUGACCCACCCAGACAAGUGAUCUUUUCAUUACUGCACAUCACUUCUUACCCCAGAACUGAUGAGGGACCUGCAAAGUAGUUAUCAAGAAUGAAUGUGAAGCUAGGUGCUGUGGUGUACACCUGUAAUCCCAGCGGUUCAGGAGGCUGAGGCAGGAAGAUCUAAGUUCAAAGCCAGCCUCAACAUUUAGCAUGACCCCAAGCCACUUCCUGAGACCCUGUCUUUGAAUAAAAUAUAAAAUAGGCUGGGGAUGUGGCUCAGUGGUUAAGCACCCCUGGGUUCAAUCUCCAGCACAAAGGAAGAAAAUGAGGAGAGGGAGGGAUGAAGAAGAAGAGAAAGAAGGAGGAGGAGAAUUAUUAACAUGAAGGAGUCUGGACACUUUCAUGGCUUGAGUGCAAGAGGACAGAAGAAAAAUGGAAACAUUUAGAGAUACACACACAGAAAGAGGGAAGAAGCAGUCAGGUUCAGUGGGGCACACUUGUAAUCCCAGUGACUGGGGAAGCUGAGGCAGGAGGACCACAAGUUUGAGGUCAGCCCAGGCAACUUAGCAAGACUCUGUCUGAAAAUAAAAAGUAAAAAGGGGUGUGGAUGUAACAGUGGUCAAGUGCCCCUGGGUUCAAGCCCAGUACUGCAUCACUUCACCACCACAUCAAAACACCAGAGCACAGAAACAAUAAAACAAAACUAAUGCCACGACGAAGAGAAUUUGAUUUUUACCUUUUCUGGAGGAAACAGAAUGGAGCCCCUGUCAACCCCUGAAAGCUGUGAAGCCAGACCUGAUGGCUUCUAGGUUCUUACACUCUGCUUACAGGAGUCUGUAAA
Messenger RNA from Marmota monax (woodchuck), 4472 nucleotides. It is a transcript of the gene Tafa3, whose product is annotated as TAFA chemokine like family member 3. The record is from RefSeq and is a predicted model, not a curated record. Lineage: Eukaryota; Metazoa; Chordata; Mammalia; Rodentia; Sciuridae. Gene Ontology annotation, molecular function: receptor ligand activity. Gene Ontology annotation, biological process: negative regulation of microglial cell activation; neuroblast differentiation; regulation of neuroblast proliferation.